Molecule: messenger RNA, 2243 nt
Organism: Exserohilum turcica Et28A
Lineage: Eukaryota; Fungi; Ascomycota; Dothideomycetes; Pleosporales; Pleosporaceae
Exons: 2
Coding region: 94-2148 (684 amino acids)
Biological process (GO): photoreactive repair
Molecular function (GO): damaged DNA binding; FAD binding; deoxyribodipyrimidine photo-lyase activity
Source: RefSeq, a predicted model, not a curated record
UGUUCCUGGCCGCCGUGCAACACCUGCGACUUGUUCCUCUGCUCCUUUUGCUCGACCCGUGCCUUCAGCGCCUACAGCCCAGAGCCCCCGAGCAUGUCCCCCCGGGUCCCUCGCAUCCUCUUGUACAUUCUGCGCCGCGAUGUCCGCCUCUCUGACAAUCCCGUCUUCUACUCGGCCUCGUUGCUUGCCAGCCGUCCGAGCUCAACUUCAUCGUCGAUGUCCGAUCGGCGGCAUCGCGAUGAUUCGCUGACUUCAGAGCACGGCCGCGCAACCUUCACCCACCUCUUGCCGGUAUAUAUCUUCCCGGCCAACCAGAUCGAAGUCUCGGGCUUUCUCUCUUCCCCAUCCGACAAGUCGCCUUAUCCCGAGGCGCGGAGCCAGCAUGCCGGUGUCUGGCGAACAGGGCCUCACCGCGCAAAAUUCAUAGCCGACGGCGUUUGGAAUCUCAAGACCAGGAUUGCCGCUCUCAAGUGCGGGUCCGCCCUGCAACUGCGUGUCGGAAAAAUUCCCGACGUGGUUUCUGAUAUUUUGAACUGGUACAGUCAAGACGACAAUGACGGUGUAAUCAGCGGCCUGUGGAUCACGGGCGAGGAUGCCACAGAGGAAAAGGGCGACGAGGCGAGCCUGAGAAAACUCGCCGAGCAGCACGGCGUAGAGUUCAAGGUCUGGGACGACGAGAAAUACUACGUUGACGACCGAGAUCUGCCAUACGACAACAUUUCAAAGUUGCCCAACGUUUACACCACAUACCGCAAGGGCUUGGAGCCACUGCGCAACCGGCCCAGAAAUACCCUCCCCACCCCUGAGCAGCUGCCCCCGCUGCCCCCGAGCAUACCGCCCCAAGCCCCGCCUUUUACCAUCCCGUCGACACUCGACGGCUUGAAGAAGGCGCUACUCACUCCGCUGGAAAAGGAUCCAACCUACACCCUCACAUACCCACCGCAAUGGCCGGCGGACGUUCAAUCAGCGCACCCUUUUUCGGGCGGCGAGACGGCGGGCUUGGAGCGAAUAUCACACCUCAUCACAACAGGCGCAAUGAGCUCCUACAAAUCGACGCGAAACGGCAUGCUGGGCCUUGACUUUAGUACCAAACUUUCGGCCUACCUUGCGCAGGGUCAUAUCACAGCACGACAAGUCCACUGGUCCAUGCUGGACUUUGAAGAAGGACGGGGACCAGGCGAAAAGGCCCAAGGCUACGGCAAAGGCGAAAACGAAGGCACGGCUGCUGUCCGCUUCGAGCUGCUGUGGCGAGACUACAUGCGUCUUUGCAUGCGAAAGUUCGGAUACAAAAUGUUCAGUCUUUACGGCAUCCAGAGCUGCGAGCAAAAAGACGAAAAGGGUCCCCGCGAACACCGAUGGAAAUCACUCAAGAAAUCAUGGGGUGCAGGUGACGACCCUGCAAAAACACUAGAAGCCUUUCAACGCUUCCGUUCCGGCCGAACCGGGGUCGGUCUUAUCGACGCAUCCAACCGCGAGCUCUUUGUCACGGGCUACACGUCGAAUCGCGCGCGGCAAAACGUCGCUUCGUUUCUGUCGUCGCACCUGAAAAUCGACUGGCGCGUCGGCGCAGAGUGGUACGAAUCCUUCCUCGUCGACUACGACACGGCGAGUAAUUGGGGAAAUUGGCAAUACGUGGCGGGCGUCGGCAACGACCCACGACAGGGCCGAGUCUUUAAUCCCGUCAAGCAGGCCCUCGACUACGACAAGCAUGGCGAGUACAUCAAAGCCUGGGUACCUGAACUUCGCGGCCUCAAAUUGACGCGCUCCAUGGGCCAGGGCAAGGAGGAAAUCGACCAGCAGCGCCUCAUGGGCUUGUAUCAGGCGUGGAAACUGAGCGGUUGGGAAAAGUCCAACCUAGGCCUCAAAGGCAUUGAUUGGGUGGAGCACCCGCUUACUCGCAUACAGUUUCAGGUUGGCCGUGGACGCGGCGGACAGGAUGGACGGCCCAAACGUGGAGGGCCUGGUGGCGGUGCUGGUGCUGGUGCGGCUAACGGCGGUGGCGGCGGCGGCGGCGAUAUUCCCUGGCGUGGAAGAGGAGGAGGGGGUCGUGGGCAAGGAAAUUAUCAUUCCAAGCGGAAAUGCGACGAGCAAAAGUGGCCGAGAAAAGAUGAUGGACCUACCAUUGUAAGUAGUGUGCAGCGGACUUGACGGUUGGAGAGGAGGAGCUGUUCCCCGAGGCGUGAAAGUGUCGUGUAUGUAAAUAGGCUUGUUGAUUCCCCUUGUCGAUAUACGCUUUGCAUUUU